UCUCUCAACUCUCUCUCUCAACUCUCUCUCCUUCCCCCAUCUCUUUCUCUCGCGCUCUCUCUCUCUCCUUCCCCCCAUCCCUCUCUCUCUCCCUCUCUCUAACCCUGCUUCCUUCACAUAACUUACAUACGUUGGCCUAGACCUAUCACAGUUCAGUUAGGUUCCCCCAGAUGGGUGCUACGCAGGCUGGGGUGUACCAGAAGUGUUUCUCGGGACAGAGAACUUUGGGUGGUUCCGUUGAACAGUAGGCUAUCUGAGAGACUUUUUACUAUCUAGAUAUUCUCAGGAGAGUGUACUCUCUCUCUCUCUCUCUCUCUCUCUCUCUCUCUCUCUCUCUCUCUCUCUCUCUCUCUCUCUCUCUCUCUCUAUCUCUCUGUGUCUCUCUCUCUGUCUCUCUCUCUGUGCUUUGUGUCACUACGCCUGAGCUCAGUGCUUAGGAUUGUAAAGGACAGAACCAUUGGGUUGUGCAGGCAGUGUCAAACUGUGGGUCUGUAAGGGUUUUGCCUUACUGUGACCGUGGGGUGGAUGGCUGAGCUGGUGAGAGUGAGGAAGAAACACCUCCAGAUGCCUAUCUCCAGGCUGAGGUGUAUGGUCAAACAACUGGAGGAGAAAGACGUGAACUUUGAAGAUCUGAAGAAGAACUUGGACUACACAGCAUCCUUACUGGAGGCAGUUUACAUUGAUGGGACCAGACCGGGUCUGGAUGCAGAGGAUGACCUCCAGAAGCUGCACUCUGAUGGCGUGCCCACAGAGGUUACUGAUUGGCUGGCUUCAACCUUCACUCAGAGGGCCCGCCGCCGCCCUGCCCGCCGCUCCGACGACAAACCAAAGUUCCGCAGCAUCGUCCACGCAGUGCAGGCUGGGAUAUUCGUUGAGAGGAUGUUCAGAAGGGCCUACACUGCUGCCAUGCCUGACCAACCUGCAGCAGUAGUUAACUGUCUCCGGGACAUCGACCGGUGGAACUUUGAUGUGUUUGCCCUGAACACUGUCUGCCAUGACCGCGCACUACAGACCCUGUUCCUGGAGCUGGUCACACGAUACGGACUCAACAGCAGAUUCAAGAUCCCCAUCUCCUGUCUGAUGUCCUUCAUGGAGAAGCUGGAGAAAGGCUACAGUAAACACAACAACCCCUACCACAGCAGUGUCCACGCAGCCGACGUCACACAAACCCUCCACUGUCUGCUCCUCCGUACAGGACUAGUGCACUGGUUGACUGGACUGGAGGUCCUGGCGUCACUGUUUGCUGCGGCCAUCCAUGACUACGAACACACUGGAACUACAAACAACUUCCACAUUCACACAAAGUCAGACUUUGCUAUGAUCUACAACGACCGGUCAGUCCAGGAGAGCCACCACAUCAGUGCUGCGUUCCGUCUUCUCCAAGACGACCAGUCCAACAUCUUCAUGAACCUCUCCAGGGAAGAGUGGAUGGAGCUGCGAGCGCUGGUGAUAGAGAUGGUGUUGGCUACAGACAUGUCGUCUCACCUCGUCCAGGUCAAAGCCAUUAAGGGGUGUCUGCAGCAGCACGAAGGCAUAGACAAACCCAAAGCCCUGUCCCUACUACUGCACACUGCAGACAUCAGCCAUCCCUCCAAGCCCUGGGGUCUGCACUCUCGCUGGACCAAAGCCCUCAUGGAAGAGUUCUUCAGACAGGGUGACAGAGAGGCAGAACUAGGUCUUCCUUUCUCUCCACUGUGUGAUCGGAACAGCACCCUAGUUGCAGAGUCGCAGAUAGGUUUCAUAGACUUCAUAGUAGACCCUACGUUCUCCCUACUGACUGACAUGGCUGAGAAGAUAGUAAUUCCCCUGGUGGAAGACAACCCAGGCCCACCAGACCCCUGCAAUCGGCAUAGUAAUCUGUGGAAGGAGAGUUCCAGAGGACUACAGUGGAGCCUGGCUCACUUCACCUCAGAACUGGUCACCUUCAGAUCCACCUGGACACGACACACAGAAGACAACAAGUUCAAAUGGAAGGAGAGCGGCUCUAAUGGAAUCUUGGAUCAGAACCUGACGAAGGAGCCGCCGACUGGGGGAGAGGAACUGUUCUAACGUUGUAAUGAUGCUCAACAGCAGAGAGGCCCUCUCGUAUCGUACGAUGCCAAUGGAAACCAUAUGGAAACCAUAGUCAUUUAAAGAGGGUUGAAAUAAACAUGCUGGUCAUGUUACUUGCUAAUUACCAAAUAUGUUUUCACCCAAACACAUUGUUUAACCAGUUAGGAAAAACAUUGAUGAAGAAACUGAACAAAGAACAUAUGUGUAGCAUGGGUAACAGGGGUAACAUGGGUAGCAGGGGUACCAUGGGUAUCAGGGGUAAC
Oncorhynchus keta (chum salmon) is the source of this 2315-nucleotide messenger RNA. RefSeq names its product dual specificity calcium/calmodulin-dependent 3',5'-cyclic nucleotide phosphodiesterase 1B-like. NCBI's taxonomy places the organism in Eukaryota, Metazoa, Chordata, Actinopteri, Salmoniformes, Salmonidae. The transcript has 14 exons. Gene Ontology annotation, biological process: signal transduction. The record is from RefSeq and is a predicted model, not a curated record. Gene Ontology annotation, molecular function: 3',5'-cyclic-nucleotide phosphodiesterase activity. Bases 526 to 2049 code for a protein of 507 amino acids.